This is a messenger RNA of Panonychus citri (citrus red mite), 1767 nucleotides long. RefSeq lists its product as uncharacterized. Lineage: Eukaryota; Metazoa; Arthropoda; Arachnida; Trombidiformes; Tetranychidae. The transcript has 3 exons. The record is from RefSeq and is a predicted model, not a curated record. The annotation marks the transcript as partial.
AUGCAACGGAUUAAGGAUAGUUUACGUAAAACAUCAUCACGUGACUCCUUAGAUUCAACCUCUUCGACAACAUCACUCGAACCAAAAGAUCAACAAGUGCCAAGCUCACCAGCAAAGAGUCAAUAUCAAUCUCACCAACAUCAUCAUCAUUUACUUCGUGCACCCUCAUCACCGACUCCAAGUUGCUCGGGAUCAUUUUCUAGUGCCAAUUCUAGUCAUUCAAGGCCUAAACCUGGAUCAUUAGGUCCAGGUUUAGGUUUAGGUUCUAGUCUUGGUUCCAGGUUGGGCCAUGUUAGCUCAUCGUCGACUUUAUCCUUACUCUCUGAUCGUCGAGAUGAGGUUACUUUUGAAACAGUUCGAAUUGUCCCUCGAAGUGCUCGAAGUGAAGAGAUAACAACAACUCCUGAAUCAGAUGAAUCUUUAACUCCAAGUUACAAUUUUCCUUCCACUUCAUUUUCCUCUUCCUCUCCUUCUUGCCUCCACCAAACAGCAACAGCCCCAACACAACCAUCCCCACCACCACCGCCAACAACAACAAUAAUAGCUACUACAGCAUCCAACAAAGAGGUUGGAGGAUCUCAAGGUACCUAUGGAUCAUCACCAGUUCACCUUUCACCUAAUAUGCAACCUUGUGGUUCGCCCUCAUUACAAGCUAAUCAAUUUCUGUCAACCAAUUCUCCAAACCGAUCAGGUCGAUCUCGUUCAUUUGAUUCGGCUGCCGCUUCAGCUGCAGCAUCAGGAUCAAAUGAUGGAUCGACUAACCGUUCAGGCAAAACUUACAUUAAAACAACAUCAACUUUCCUUGAACUUCCCAAAUGGAAGAUGCUAGUUCGUAAUAAGAAUUCAUCUUCAUCAUCUACAUCAGUUGCUCCCUAUGAGCGAGAUUGUGUUCAUUGCAUGUUAAUGCACGAAAUUAGUAAAGUCUCAACACUCACCGUACCCUCUGUAUCCACACCUUAUAUUGGUUCAAGUAGUUAUGGUAGCAUGUUGAGUGAUAACAUUUCAACCUCAUGUUCACCUCCACCCUCAUCAUCACCUUCAGUAAGUUCUGAGGGUUCAGUAGUUGAAGAUUCAGAUUCCGAGUCAAUGGGAUUAAGAACUGCUUCCCUUGGACAAAGUGAAUCACUUGAAGAUGAAGUUUUAUCUGAGAUACUUGACCCUGCAAAUCUGCCGACCGUUACUUUGAGCUUGGCACCGGAAAUUCAAAUAAUUGAAACGGAAGAAGAUUCUGGUUUAACUGUUAUCUCUUUAGAGGUUCCAGUCCUUCCAAAAUCAGGUAGAUCAGCAUCAGUUGAUUCUUCAUAUCUUCAAGUACCACAAAGGACCGAUAUUGGAAUCGGAGAAUCACCACCAGUUAAAGCUCAGCGAUCACGAUCAGUAGAUGUCGCACUUCCAGUUGGUCCUGAUGGACCUUACAUUGUAGUUCCAACGGAAAAACCUCAGCCCAUUAUUACACAACUUCGCGAUAAAUUUCGUCGGAAACACACAUCGACCGUUAAAUCGGUCUCGUCUCCAGGGAAAAUGUCACCAAGUUCAUCUUCAUCUGAUCCAAGUUCACAUUACCUGAACAAAGUAUUAACUCUUGACUCAACUUCAGAAACUCGGCAAGUAAGGUCAGCUUCUUAUGAUGAGAUACGUUUAAGACGCGAUCUUGAAAGUUCUGGACUUCGUGAUGAUAUUGGUUCGAUUACCCUUGAUGCCGAAGCCGAUCCAUCUUCACUUGCCACGGAACCCGAAAUACUUUCAUCUGGAAGUUCAAUGCUUGAU